Molecule: messenger RNA, 4050 nt
Organism: Microbotryum saponariae
Lineage: Eukaryota; Fungi; Basidiomycota; Microbotryomycetes; Microbotryales; Microbotryaceae
Source: the annotation of a GenBank genome assembly
AUGGCAGAUGUGAGUAAGGAUGUUACCGAACACCGAAUCCAGCCACUGACCCCCGUGAUUAUUCCUUGCGCAGACGGCGUUCACCCAGUCGCUGCAUGCGACGCUCGAGCAAUCCGUCGCGCCUGACACGGCCGUCAUCAAAGCCGUCAGUCGUUGCAGUUCGGCUCAGCUAAGCUCAUCCCAGCCCAUCCCAGCUCAGCCUAGCCCGGCUCUACGCGUCCCCCGAGGCCGAGCUCACACAGAAUAACUGUUCUUGAACAGGCUACUGUCACACUCAACAAGCAGUUCUACACCAACGCGGCGUGCGUGCCCGCGCUAUUCGAGAUCGCCAGCUCCAGUCCCAACUCGGCGGUGAGUGGUGUGCUGCCCGUCGAUGCGCCCGCUCCUGCUUCUCCGGAACACCUUCGGCCACGUUCCAGCACCUAGGUUGAUCGCAAUACUGCGGUCUGGGUCGGACUGGAGAAAGGGGAAUCAUCCCGGGCGAUGGUUCGCGCUGGGACCCGUGCUGCCCUCGCUGGCUCUCGCAAGCAGUCUCCGACCUCGUGGCAUCCUUCGCUUCCCCAAAAAUAGCUCCUGUUCACGUGUACCUUAUGCGCCCGACUAGCUCGAUCCACGACAUUCAUCGAUGAGAUCUGACUUCCUAUGUACAGCUGGCUCACUCGUUCCCUGGACGCUCUCCUACAGAUCCGACAAUUGGCUUUGGUCGAACUUCGCAAGAGGAUCAUCUUCAAGAAGUCGAAGCAGUACCUCGCGCACCCUCAACAAUUGCGCACGGCUCUCAAGGCGCGACUAUUGGAACUCGUCCUAAGUGACAUCACGUGCGUUCACCCAUCCAUUCAACCACGGCCGGCACGUUCGGCGCUAGGUGGCUGCCGAGGUCGAAAUGUGCGCAAAUUGACCCGAACGCGCUAUAAUACCACAGUGGUCAAACACGAGCGGCCGCUAUCCGUGUCAUCGCCGCUAUCGCUUCGGUUGAGAUCGACAAGAACACCUGGCCCGAACUUCUUCCUUGGUUAUGGCAAGGCGCAUCCGAUGCCGACAAGACUUGCCGAGAGGUGUCGAGCCAGUCGAUCAACGUUCUGCUCGACCACAUCGCAGUCGCCAAGACGAGCAGCAGUCCUUCGGGCAACUACAUUCCGCUCUUGAUGGAGUUGUUCAGCAAAACUUUGGUCGACUCGGAAAGUCUGACGGUCCGCGUCUGGACCGUUCGAUCGCUCGGGCGACUUGCCGAGUACAUCGAGAAAUCCGAUGAGGUCGAAACUGCUGCCUUUCAAUCGCUCGUUCCUGGCAUCGUCGGUGUCUUGUCGCAGACGCUCGAGGCUGGCGAUGAGACGGCGGUGAAGGAAGGGUUCGAGGUUGUCGAAGGGCUCAUGCUUGCCGAGGCUCCUCUCGUCACACCGCAUUUGGCCGCCUUAGUGCAAUUCCUCCUUUCCGCGUCGGCGAACCGAGCCUACGACGAUGAGCUGCGCAUCAUGGCCCUCAACGCCCUCAUGUGGACCAUCAAGCUCAAGAAGGCCAAAAUUCAGUCGCUCAACCUCGCCGGCGCGAUCGUCACCGCCCUUCUUCCCGUCGGUGCCGAGCCCGAGCCGACCGAUGCCGAUGAUGACAGCCCGGCCCGCGUCGCCUUCCGAGUCAUCGACACCCUCGCCACCUCACUUCCCCCGACCCAGGUCUUCCCUCCCCUGUUUGAGUCUGUCCGCCACUUUGCCGCCUCGCCCGACCCCUUAUUUCGCAAAUCCGCCAUCACCGCCUUCGGAGUCGUCGUCGAGGGCUGCUCGCUCUUCAUCCAGCCUCACUUGGAGCAACUCUGGCCCCUCAUCUUUUCCGGUCUGGCCGACUCGGAGGUCAUCGUUCGCAAGGCUUCGUGUAACGCUCUCGGGUGCCUGUGCGAGAUGCUGGACGAGGAGUGCGCGCAACAGCACGCCGUUUUGUUGCCGAUGAUUGCCAAGCUUAUGUCGGAUCCCGAGACCCAGCGUUCGGCCUGCACGGCGCUUGACUGCUUGCUCGAGGUGCUCGGCCCCGAUAUCGAGCCCUACAUCCCCAGUCUCAUGGAUUCGCUGAUCAACCUGCUCGAUACGGCCUCGCUCGAACUCAAGGGCACGGUUGUUGGUGCGAUCGGAUCGGCCGCGCAUGCUUCCAAGGCCAAGUUCGCGCCUUACUUUAGCGCGGCGAUGCAGAGGAUUGUCACGUUCUUGUCGUUGACGGAGGAGGGCGAGGAGCUGCAGCUCCGCGGUGUCGCUCAGGACACGGUCGGUACGCUCGCCGAAUCGGUCGGUAAAGAGCUCUUCCGACCUUACUACGCUCCCUUGAUGCAAAUAUCGAUCGAGGCCAUGGCCGUCCCGAACGCACCCACACUGAAGGAGUGCUCGUACAUCUUCUGGGCCGUUCUGUCACGCGUCUACGGCGAAGAGUUCCAGACGUACCUCCCGACGAUCAUGCCCCUGUUGCUCGGUGCCGUUGGGCAGGCGGAGGUCGAUGAGCAAACCCUCCUCGGCAUGGGGCUCGGCUCGAACGACUUUGGAACGGGUGCUGAUGGUGACGACGACGAUGGUGAUGACGGGUUCGAGGACAUCGACGAGGAUAUCAACUCGGACGACGAUGAAGCUCUUUUCAGCGCCACGACGGCGAUCGCUUUGGAGAAGGAGAUCGCGGCCGACUCGAUCACCGAGCUCUUCAGCAACAUCAAAACACCCUUCCUGCCCUACGUCGAGAAGACGGUCGAGGCCUUGAUGCCCGGCCUCCAGCACGAAUGGCACGAAGGCAUCCGAAAGAGCAGCGCUUCGGCCUUGCUCGGCUUUAUUGUGACCUUCCAUGCGAUGACGGGCGGACCGAAGUGGCAAAAGGGGACAGCUGGCGCUACACUCGGAGCCAACGUUUCGCAGCUCGCCAAUGCCGUUCUGCCCCCGAUCUUUGAGAUGUGGGAAGAAGAAGAGGAGAGGGACGUCGUCAACGAGCUAUGCAACGCCGUCUCAGCCGCACUUUUGGCCGUCGGCCCUGCGUUGAUCUACCCGCAGUACGUCGAGACGCUGGCGCAACAUCUUGACCUGAUCCUCAAGCGGCAGGCACCGUGUCAGAUCUCAGAUGAGGAUGACGAGCAUGGGGUUGCGGCGGGCGAGCAAUCGGAGUACGAUGCUCAGCUCAUUGGCUCGGCCAGCGAUCUCGUCGGCACACUCGCUUCGGUUCUCGGUCACGACUUUGCCCAACUCUUCAAUACCUUCUUGCCCAGUAUGGCGCAAUACUACGACCUCGAGCGAGCAACGGGCGAUAGGUCGACGACAAUUGGCUCGUUGGCUGAGAUCGUUAACGGCAUGGACUCGUCGGUCACACCAUGGACCGAGACUCUCUUCCAGCUCUUUGUCCGUGCCCUGUCCGACCCCGAAGCCGAGGUUCAGAGCAACGCCGCAUUCGCUCUUGGUUCGCUCCUGUACCAAACGCAGCAAGACAUGUCGGCACAGUACCUCACCGUUCUCGGCGCGUUGCAGCCCCUCUUUGCGCCGACGAGUGAUGCGGUCAAGAUGGAAUCGGCUCGGGAUAACGCCAUGGGCGCCGUCGCACGCAUGAUCCUGAAGAACCAGGCCGCCGUGCCGCUCGACCAGGUCUUGCCGAUCUUCUUGCAAAACUUGCCGCUCAAGCGCGACUUUGCCGAGUCGGAAAUGACUGUGAGCACCUUCAUCUCAAGGUAUCCCGGUGCAAUGCUUGUACUAAUGCACACUCUUUGAUCUUCUUCCGCCUAGUUCAACGCCAUCUUCGCGCUCAUGCAGUCCCAGAACCCGCUCGUCUUGCAGAACAUCGACCACUUGCUCACGGUCUUCCAGCAAGCCCUUGCAUCGUGCGCCGAGGGCUACCGACCGACGAACGACGAUGCUCAGUUAGAUGAGCCGACAUAUCAACGAACCAUCGAGAUCGCCAAGGCAGUCAACGUCAGCUAUCCCGAAAAGAUUGCCGCCGCUGGUUAGUCGACAGCCCGGAGACCGAUGCUACCUAACAAAGUGCUGAUUCCGCUUUCCUUUGCACUCUUAUUCGAUAGGUCUCACGUCUUAUGUCGCGUAA